AUGAAACCAACUCCCCAUGGAGAAGAGGAGUAUGACGCGUGGGCAGAGCAGACCACCCACAUGUUGGAUGAGUGGCAGUGUUCUGAUGUGGUCAAGAAGCAGAGAAUAGCGGAGAGUCUUAAAGGGCCAGCAGCAGACAUUGUCUGGGGUCUGAGAGCCACUAACCCCCAUGCCACUGCCAGUGAGUAUCUUAAGGCCCUAGAAACAGCUUUUGGGACCACAGACAACGCUGCUGAUCUCAUGGUAAGAUUCCGUAACACAUUCCAGCAAGAAACUGAGAAGCUGUCAGAGUACUUACUCAGGCUAGACAAACUGUUGCAUGCCGUCCAUCGGAAAGGGGGAAUUGACGUGGCUGACAUGAAUCGGGCUCGCAUUGAACAAAUUGCAAGAGGUGCUCUCACCCAUGAUCUUGCUGCCCUUCGUAUAAGAAUGACUUACAAAUUAAAGCCUCCUCCAAGCUUCACUGAGCUACUGCGUGACGUAAGAGAAGAAGAGGGAAUGGUCCUUGAAAGAGAAAGGGUAAAGACGGUUGCUUCUUCAUCUGUGAUUAGGUGUGCAGGGUGUGCUACAGCUUCAGUGGUGCCUAAACAGCCAGAGCCUACGCCAGUACCUGUCAUAGUGGAGAAUGACCCUGCGAUAGAGAGUCUUAAAAAGGAACUUCAGGGGCUUAAAAGUGAUGUUGCACGCCUGCUGUCUGCCUCUGUAGCCACAUCAGGAAGUUCACCACAGCAUGUAGCCCAGAAAGCUGCUGGAAAAUAUGCACAUGGAAAGGAGAGAGCUCCCAAACCUCAGUACUGUGCUGAUGUCUUUUGCUACAGGUAUGGUGAAGACGGUCACUUCCAACGGGAGUGUGAAAACCCAGAAAAUCUCAGGAAAGUGAAUAAGCGUCUCCUGAAAACAAAACAGCCGACGGGAAACUUCCCAGGGGCUCAGUAG
Messenger RNA from Epinephelus moara (kelp grouper), 936 nucleotides. RefSeq names its product paraneoplastic antigen Ma1-like. The record is from RefSeq and is a predicted model, not a curated record. The coding region runs from base 1 to 936 and encodes 311 amino acids. The transcript has a single exon. NCBI's taxonomy places the organism in Eukaryota, Metazoa, Chordata, Actinopteri, Perciformes, Serranidae.